Miscanthus lutarioriparius is the source of this 1338-nucleotide messenger RNA. The record is from the annotation of a GenBank genome assembly. Lineage: Eukaryota; Viridiplantae; Streptophyta; Magnoliopsida; Poales; Poaceae.
AUGGCGGCGCCGCCGCAACCGCCGGCGUCGCUGGACUACUGGCGGGGCUUCUUCAGCGGCGCGCGGGCCAGCAUCUUCGACGCCAUCGACGCCGCCAUCCGAGUAGCCGCCGCCGACCACCCCGACGCCCUCCGCGCGCGCCGCGACGCCAUCGCCGAGCGCCUCUACACCGCGCUCAUCGCCCUACCCGCGCCAGAGGCGCCGGGGCACCCCACCCGUGGCCGGCCGCCGCUCCUCCUCCCCGAGGGCGCGGGCAGCGUGCCCAGCCUCUGCAGCUUCGACCGCGCCGAGGUCGUCAACAACGGCGGCGGCGGCGCCGCGCCAAGGAACAAGAGCGAUGACGACGUCGUCGCCGAGGCGUUCCGUGUCAAGGCGGCUCUCUCCAAUGCUCAAGAGAAGUCAGAGGCCGAGCUGCUCGAGUUUCUCGGGAGGCUGGGGCAGCUGGAAUUCACGGUGGACGCUAUCAGGGCUACUGAGAUUGGAAUGGCUGUGAAACCGCUGCGAAAGCAUGGCUCGAAGCAGAUUCGGCAACUCGUCCGAUCGCUUAUUGAAGGUUGGAAGGCUACUGUUAAUGAGUGGGUGAACAAUGGAGAUCCCAUUGUAGAUCAUACACCACAAUCAGUGGAUGCUUCUUGCCUGGAUCAGGAAGAAGGGGGUCUGCCUUCCCCUCCAAUGGAUGAGGCAGCCUUGUUUGCAGCACCAUGUACUUCAAUCCAGCUAUCCGAGUUCUUCGAUGAAAUGGAUGAUGAUGGAAACAUUAGGAGUGAUGCCAAGGAUGGUGGGCAGUGUAAUCCGGCAAGCCAAGAGUCAGUGAACAAGCAGUCACCUACGGGCCAAUGGUAUGACCCAGAGCAGAACUGGAAACUUGACCAGUAUGCUAUGAAGCAAUCGCGACCAAAUGAAGCAUUCAACUGGCAAACAAGGCAGCAAUCUAAUCCAGGGGCGCAAGUGAAGGUGUCAAGUGCAGCUUUUGGUCCAGGGAGACCUCAGAUAUCGCAUACGGGGCCGAAAUGUUCGGAAGUGAAGCCAAAGCAGCAGCAAGAUGUAUCAGUGGCUCAGAGAAGACCGAAACCGACAAUGCCUAAGCCACCAACUCAGCAUGAUGACAAUUCGGUCCAGGCCAAGCUGCAGCUCGCAAAGGAUGCCAAGCUGGAGGCUACAAAGCGCAAGCUUCAAGAGGGUUAUCAAGAAUUCAAUAACGCGAAGAAGCAGCGGACGAUACAAAUGGUGGAUCCGCAAGACCUGCCAAAGCAAGGGAACCGAAACCUAGCGCUGAACGGCAAGCCAAGAAACAACAACAACAACAACAAUAGGAAUCGGCAGGGCAUCCGCCGCUGA